AUGCCUGUCACGCCUAUCAAGUCCGAGUCGCAGUACAAGGACGCCAUCUCGGACCAGGGCCUCACCGCUAUUCAGUUCGUCGCACCGUGGGAGGAAAGCUGCAAAGCCAUCACGCCCAAGUUCAAGGCCUACGCCGAGAACCCUCGCUGGAAGGACUUCAAGUUCUACCGCGUCGACAUCUGCGACCAGCAGGACGUCGCGAUGACUUCGGGCGUCGAGAUGGCCCCAACGUUCCACUUCUACAAGAACGGCGCCAAAGUCAAGGAGUUUGUCGGCUCGUCACACCCGGCUCUCGAGCGCACGAUGGGCGCCGUUCUCGCCGCCCACUAG
Molecule: messenger RNA, 330 nt
Organism: Rhodotorula toruloides NP11
Lineage: Eukaryota; Fungi; Basidiomycota; Microbotryomycetes; Sporidiobolales; Sporidiobolaceae
Product: thioredoxin
Exons: 5
Coding region: 1-330 (109 amino acids)
Source: RefSeq, a predicted model, not a curated record